Messenger RNA from Helianthus annuus (common sunflower), 903 nucleotides. RefSeq lists its product as uncharacterized. Bases 1 to 903 code for a protein of 300 amino acids. The record is from RefSeq and is a predicted model, not a curated record. Lineage: Eukaryota; Viridiplantae; Streptophyta; Magnoliopsida; Asterales; Asteraceae. The transcript has a single exon.
AUGGAAGCGUAUGGGAUAAAUCUGGCCAGUUGCUUUCGGGCCGUUCCUGGUGAUAGUAGUUCGGUUGUGUUUUGGAAGGAACGUUGGUUAGGAGGAGAAUCACUGCAAAAUAGGUUCCAAUGCUUGUACGUGUUAGAAAGAAAAAAAAAUGUUAAGAUAUCGGAGCGUGUUAAAAUUUUAGACGGAAGCGUGGUGAUGAACUUCAACUGGUUACGGCAGCCAGCGACAAUGGACAAAGUGGCUGAACUACAGAAUAUGUCCUUGGAAUUGUUUGCCGCAACGUUGGGGAAUGGGGAAGAUCGAUGGAGCUGGGAAUUGGAUGAUUCGGGGAAUUUUUCAGUAAAGAGUCUUAAAAGAUGUUUGCAAUCCGCUCGGUUUUCGGAUUUGGGGAAUGAUUUUGUGUGGAAUAAUUGGAUUCCAACCAAGGUUAAUUUUUUAGCUUGGAGAUUAUCACUAGAUCGGGUACCAACGUUAGCAGCACUAGCUUAUAGGAAUGUUGUCAUGGGUGAAACACGGUGCAGAAUUUGUGUCCUGUUGGACGAAGAAGCUGACCAUUUGUUCGUGGGUUGUGAGUUAGCUCAGCAUGUGUGGAAUUUUGUGUCACAAUGGUGCAAGAUAUCAAGUAUUUUUGCCUUUCGAGUUAAAGACAUUCUGGAUUGGCACAAGCAGGUUAGGGGAUGUAGAAAAUGGAGGAAACUAGUGUACGCUAUUAUGCAGGUAGCUUUAUGGGUUGUAUGGCAGAGCAGGAAUGAUUUGGUGUUUAAUGAUAAAGAAGUUAGUAUCGACCGGAUAACGAAUGAGAUAAAGCAGUUGGGCUUCUUAUGGAUCGGUAGUCGUUUGAGCCUAAAAGAGAUAACGUGGGAAGAAUGGUGUAAUCUUGAAAAUUCCGGAAAGUGGUUGUAG